AUGUUCUCGCAAGCGAAGCAGGACUCGCUGUUCUCCCUCAGCAGAGGUCCGAGCGGCAUCGUGGCUAAUGAUAAGACGAGGAACAAGCCUCUCACGCAAGCGGAGAAGUACGAGCAGGCGCUUGUCACGGCAAAAGUGUUUCUGGAGGACAGUCGCGCACGCAUGGCGAAGUCCAUGGACAAGUACAACGCCGUUCUGAACAGCAACUACUGGUUCUAUGGGUACUUUGGUGGCAACAUGGUGGCGACCAUGGCGGCCUGUUUGGCGCUGGGCAACCGCUGGUCCUUUUUUAGGGCCUACAGCGGCUGGAUCUCAGUCUUUGGCGGCUACUUUGGCGGCAAGGCGUGUCUUGGCGCUCACUCGAGCGUGCUGCUCGGUGGCGUCGUGACACAGCUGAAUCACGAGAUCGAAGAGGCGAAGCGGAUGGAUGAGCAGACGAACCACAUCGUGCCAGACUACCUGCGCGAGGCGGACAGACUAACACAGGUGAAGUAUGAGCUGAUGCCGACACUGCCAGAGGCGGUCGAGGCACGUGCCCAUCACACAGAGCGCACCCUCGACGACCGUGCCAACGCACUAAUUGAGGCGUAUAUGAAGCGCAAGGAGGCCCUCGAAAGGAAGUAG
Messenger RNA from Leishmania braziliensis MHOM/BR/75/M2904, 624 nucleotides. RefSeq lists its product as hypothetical. The transcript has a single exon. The record is from RefSeq and is a predicted model, not a curated record. The coding region runs from base 1 to 624 and encodes 207 amino acids. NCBI's taxonomy places the organism in Eukaryota, Euglenozoa, Kinetoplastea, Trypanosomatida, Trypanosomatidae.